This is a messenger RNA of Hydra vulgaris (swiftwater hydra), 1561 nucleotides long. RefSeq lists its product as uncharacterized. The record is from RefSeq and is a predicted model, not a curated record. NCBI's taxonomy places the organism in Eukaryota, Metazoa, Cnidaria, Hydrozoa, Anthoathecata, Hydridae.
AGAUUGAUUUUAAAAUGGUUUUAAAAAAAACCUAAUGAAGCUCAAUCAAAAUAAACAAAAGCCGAAAAUAGUUUUUCAUCUUAAAAAUAUCUAAGAAUGUUCAAAGAGUAUAGUCUUUUCAUUUAUUUUUAAAAACGGAAAAUGAGACUGGCAAACCAAAAUUAGAUGUUCCCAUCGAAGCUAUUCUUACCUAUUAGAAGCAAUCAAUUAUUAAAUUUGUUAAACCAAUUGAAACAAUAAAUCCGCCUUAAUCUGUUCUUGCAUAUACAACGUCAUUUUUGCUCUUUUCACAAGUUAUAUUACUUUUUUGGUAGAAAAGCAAAAAAAUGAGGUUUUAUGUACGCUUUUUGCAGCUUAUUUGUUUUUUGGCAUUAAUCACUUGGAUACUCAUUUACUACAUAAAACUUCAAUCUGACAUCUUCCUGGAGACACCCUUUCAUAAAAAAAAUACAAGUGAAACAUUCACCUAUAAAAAAAGUACAACAAAAUAUGAAACAACAAACAAGGUUUACCGACUCGCUGUUGUUUGUUACAUACCUUCGUCACCUAACGAAGUACAAACUUUUUUAACUAUGUUGUAUGGUUCCUGGAGGUAUAUAAGUAAUAAAAAAAAUGAAUUUAGUAAAACGCGUCGUUUAGUAAACCAUGUCAAUCUUAUAGUAUUUACGCAUGUCGAUAAUAUAGUUACACUAAAAACUGUUUGCCAAAAGUAUAAUGCACUAUUAGAUAAAAAAGAUAAUGACGAACGUUGCUGGUAUAUUCGACAAGAUUAUGAGAUGGAUAUUGGGUAUGAUGCAGUUAACUCGUUUAUAAUGUUUAAUCGGACCGACAUAUACAAAAUUUUAAUGCCGUAUAAAUAUACUAUGCGCACCGACUACGAUGUGUUUCUAACCCCAGCAUUGUAUACAUGGAAAGUUAAAAAAGAUUUGGUGGUAGGAAGAGGGAAUUACGGUGUUUCUUUUACACGUAAAAGGUUAAAACAAAUAUCACUAAAGUUGAAUAUGACUCAUAAGGGGGUUCAUAAUGUUGGAUCAACAUGGGUUGGGGAAUCAAAGUUGUUUAUCAACUUAGCAACAAAGGUUUUAAAAAAUACAGCUUUAAUAUACUUAAAUGAAUUUAAUCCCAACUUUCCUGGAUUACGAAAUCUUAAACUAAAAAAAAAUAAAAACGGUGUUUGGCCUCUGUGGUGGAGGCCAGUCUCUUUAUUAUACGGGGCGGAAAUUUCACUCAACCAUUGGAUUGACAAUUUUUCCGUUUUGAACAAAGACCAUUUAGAUACAUCUUCAUGUUCUAAUUUUAGCAUAUGGAAUAGCCCACAUGUUCAUUGUUGGCAUAAUAAUUGUGAGUUCUACAAGUUUAGUUUCUUUGAGAAAUUAAAUGCAAUUCUUGGUACAAGUGAAUAUAUUUCAUCUUCUAAUUUUCACCUUUUAUUCGACAAUCUUUGCGAUAAAGAUGUAUCAAAAAUGACUAUCAGUGAAUACUCAACUUUUAUUGCAUGGAAUUCAGCUGGAAAAUAUCUGAGUAAAAUGAUUAAUUUUAAAUAGAUAUAAAUUUUUAUAAA